ACUAUUACAGUCUAUAGCAUAAAAAAAGAAACUGGUUUUUCUGAUAUUGAGGAAGGUAAGCGAAAAAGCGCGAAAUAGAGGCAUGGAUUUUACUUGUGCGUCGUAAUCGUAAGAAGAAAAAUUAAAACAAACAAAAAAUGUUGAAAUUGCAAUCGCAUAUGAGAGAGAGAGAGAGAGAUGUAGCGUAGCAUAGUAUAGCAGUUGGUGAUGGUGAUUUAAUUUGGAUUUGAUUGCAUUGCAUUGCAUCUGCAUUUGCAUUGACACCUAAACCGAAAGCAACGAAAACUUUGGAAUCCGAAUCUGUUGGCCGGAAACCUAACAGAUCCGAUGGAGGCCAUUGAAGAAUUGGUUCAGCUCUCCGAUUCUAUGCGCCAAGCCACCGCUGUCCUCGCCGACGACGAAGACAUUGAAGACUCCAAGCGCCGCCCUUCCACUUUCCUCCAUGUCGUUGCCCUCGGCAAUGUUGGUGCUGGAAAAUCUGCUGCCUUGAAUAGCUUGAUUGGACAUCCUGUUCUGCCAACUGGUGAAAAUGGUGCUACCAGGGCUCCUAUUAGCAUUGAAUUGAAUAGAGACACCUCUUUAAAUAGCAAGUCAAUUGUCCUUCAAAUUGAAAAUAAUACUCAGCAGGUUUCUGCAAGUUCUCUUCGACAUUCUCUACAGGGUAGACUCAGCAAAGGUUCAUCUGGUAGGACCCGUGAUGAAAUAUAUCUCAAACUUGCUACCAGUACCGCACCUCCAUUGAAAUUGAUUGACUUGCCUGGACUAGACCAGCGGAUAGUGGAUGACAAACUGAUCAGUGAAUAUGUCGAGCACAAUGAUGCUAUUUUGCUGGUAGUUAUUCCUGCUGCUCAGGCACCAGAAAUUUCAUCAUCACGAGCCCUUAAAAUAGCAAAGGAGUAUGAUGCAGAAUCCACCAGAACAGUUGGGGUUAUCAGUAAAAUUGAUCAGGCAGCUUCAGAACCAAAAGCUCUUUCAGCAGUACAGGCUCUCCUAUUGAAUCAGGGACCCCCAAAAACCUCUGAUAUUCCAUGGGUUGCUCUGAUAGGCCAAUCUGUUUCUAUAGCUUCUGCGCAGUCUGGGAGUGGUGCAUCUGAAAGCUCGUUGGAAACUGCUUGGCGAGCUGAAACUGAAAGUUUGAAAUCAAUACUCACUGGAGCCCCUCAAAGCAAGCUUGGUAGAAUUGCUUUGGUUGAGUCUCUUGCUGGACAGAUUCGCAAUCGUAUGAAGCUCCGCCUUCCAACUCUCCUCACUGGUCUUCAGGGAAAGUCUCAAAAUGUUCAGGAAGAGUUAGUGAAGCUUGGUGAACAAAUGGUCAGUGGUUCUGAAGGUACAAGAGCUCUAGCCUUGGAGUUAUGUCGUGAAUUUGAGGAAAAAUUUCUUCAACAUCUUACUGGAGGCGAGGGCAAUGGUUGGAAAGUUGUUGCUAGUUUUGAAGGAAAUUUUCCUAACAGGAUCAAACAACUUCCUAUUGACAGACACUUUGACAUAAGCAAUGUCAAGAGGAUUGUCCUAGAAGCAGAUGGAUAUCAACCUUAUCUUAUCUCUCCAGAGAAAGGUUUGAGGUCCUUAAUCAAAGGCGUUCUUGAACUGGCGAAGGAGCCAUCACGCCUGUGUGUUGAUGAGGUACAUCGUGUGCUUGUUGAUCUAGUUUCUGCUUCUGCAAAUGGUACACCUGGUCUUGGAAGAUAUCCUCCAUUCAAGAGAGAGAUUGUGGCAAUUGCAAGUUCUGCCCUGGAGGCAUUUAAAAAUGAAUCCAAAAAAAUGGUGGUUGCAUUAAUUGAUAUGGAGCGUGCAUUUGUUCCACCCCAACAUUUUAUUCGUUUGGUGCAGAGGCGAAUGGAAAGGCAACGCCGAGAAGAUGAGCUAAAGAACCGAUCAUCCAAGAAAGCCCUUGAUGCAGAGCAGUCAAUUCUAAAUAGGGCCACUAGUCCUCAAACAGGUCAACAAAGUGGAGGAAACUUAAAAUCAAUGAAAGAGAAAUCCAGUCAACAAGACAAGGACACACAAGAGGGAUCUACAUCUGGCUUGAAGACUGCAGGGCCUGAUGGGGAGAUCACAGCAGGAUAUUUGUUGAAAAAAAGUGGAAAAGGAAGUGGUUGGACUAAGCGAUGGUUUGUUUUAAAUGAAAAGAGUGGCAAGCUUGGAUACACCAAGAAGCAAGAAGAGAGACAUUUCCGAGGAGUAAUUACAUUAGAGGAAUGCAAUAUUGAUGAGAUUUCUGAUGAUGAUGAAGCCCCUGCAAAGAGUUCCAAGGAUAAAAAGUCCAAUGGGCCUGAUUCUUUAAAAUCAGCCAACCUCAUUUUCAAGAUAACGAGCAAGGUCCCCUAUAAGACUGUUAUGAAAGCUCAAAGUGCAGUUUUGUUAAAGGCUGAGAGCAUGGCAGAUAAGGUUGAGUGGAUCAAUAAGCUAAGAAAUGUUGCCCAGGCUAAAGGAGGUCAAGCCGUUGGUGAACCUAGUUUUCCUAUGCGACAAAGUCUUUCUGAUGGCUCCCUUGAUACUAUGACUAGAAAACCUGCGGAUCCAGAAGAGGAGCUCAGAUGGAUGUCUCAAGAAGUGCGUGGUUAUGUUGAAGCUGUUCUUAACAGCCUUGCUGCUAAUGUGCCAAAAGCAGUUGUUCUUUGCCAAGUAGAGAAAGCUAAAGAAGACAUGCUUAACCAGUUAUACAGCUCUAUCAGCGCUCAAAGCUCAGCAAAAAUUGACGAACUGCUCCAGGAGGACCACAAUGUCAAGCGUAGAAGGGAGCGUGCUCAGAAACAAUCUUCCCUUCUUUCAAAACUCACCAGGCAGCUUAGUGUCCAUGACAAUAGAGCGGCUGCAGCGUCCAAUUGGUCUGAUAGAGGGAGUGCAGCAGAAAGCAGCCCAAGAAGCUCUGGACCUUCAUCAGGUGAUGAUUGGAGGUCUGCAUUUGAUGCUGCUGCUGCCAAUGGUCCAAGCGACUUGUCAUCUAGGUAUGGUUCUGGUGGUCAUAGUAGACGUUACAGUGACCCAUCUCAAAAUGGCGAUAUGAGUCCAGGCUCAAAUUCUAGCAGUCGCCGAACGACACCGGCACGGUUACCUCCUGCCCCUCCAUCAUCUGGUUCAAGAUAUUAGAUAAAGCCACAUAUGGUUUAAACCAAAGUUAUCAAUUCACGACUGAUGGAUGCCUUCAAAUUUUCAACUAAUGUCGAGACUUUCCACCACCUUGAAGUGACUUAGUCGGAAUGUCAUAGGUUUGUAGAUAAGUAUUGAUGCCCUACCAGUCAUCUGAAGGUCAUACGCAGUAUGUGUCCAAUUUUAUUCCCUUACUGGGUAUGUGGGGGCUUUGUUGGGUGAGAUGAUAUUGUGUCUCCCCUACAUUCUUUUACUCUUAAAGAUGUAAUUGUUUUGUAUCCCAUGCGAUUACCAGCAUUUAUAUCAAUGCGCGUUAAUCAUGAGUGCCUUUUUUUUUCUGGAACUUUUGUUAAGCACUUGAUUGUUUCUGGUUGAAUAUAAGAAAAAGUUUGCGAUUUUAAUGGUUAGAAUUUUCUUUUUUGGUCAA
Molecule: messenger RNA, 3517 nt
Organism: Lotus japonicus
Lineage: Eukaryota; Viridiplantae; Streptophyta; Magnoliopsida; Fabales; Fabaceae
Product: dynamin-2A
Exons: 22
Coding region: 328-3090 (920 amino acids)
Cellular component (GO): cytoplasm; microtubule; membrane
Molecular function (GO): GTP binding; microtubule binding; GTPase activity
Source: RefSeq, a predicted model, not a curated record